AUGAGUUCUUCAGCGCAAGGAGCACCGAGAGCACCGGCAAUAUCAACAAUACCUACAACAUCAAAUGAUGAUAAAAAGAAAGGAUUAAGUCGAGUUUUAGGACGAAUGAAGACAGUUUUAAAAAGAAGUGAUGGAUCAAAAAGAUUAUCAUUUGUUGGAAAGUCUUCAACUUCAACUACACCAGCAGGACCAAGUAUCCCCAAAUCCACUGAUCAAGCAUCCAAAUCAAAACCAAUACCAAUACCAACAUCAACGUCAGAACCAUCCAAGGAAAUACCAAUCUCCAUUCCCGUCGUCGUCGAAACGAAACAAAUUAUUGACACCAAUACCAAAACUACUACUUCUAACACAACAAAACAACAACAAUCUAAAACAAAAUCUCAAUCCCAAUCUCAACCUCAAUCUCAACCUCAGUCUCAACCAACAAAAGUUUCUCGAGCAGAAAUUAAUGCUGAAAGAGCUCGAAAAUUAGCUGAACGUUUUCAAUUACAAAUCGAACCACAUGAAUGGCAAUCUCUUACGGGAGAAAAAGAUGUUUGGAGAAUCGAAAAACCUAUUCGAAUGAGAAUUCAUAGAACUUGUCAUAAAUGUGAUACAACAUAUGGUGCCAAUAAAAUUUGUACCAAUUGCGAACAUCCAAGAUGUACAAAAUGUCCUAGAUAUCCUUUAAAGAAAAAGGAUAAAGGAAAAACUACAGUUGCAAAUAUUGGUCCAACAAAAGUCGAAGUUGAUAGAGAUUGGAAAAAACCCGAGAAAUUAAUCAUGACUUUACCAAGUCAAAAAAUCGGUGGUCAACCUUUGGUUAGAAAAAAACCUACUCAAAGAGUUAGAAGAACUUGUCAUGAAUGUUCAACUCUUUUCACAGCUGGAAAUAAAAUUUGUACAACUUGUUCUCAUACUCGUUGUGCUGAUUGUCCUCGAAAUCCAUCCAAGAAAAAGAAAUACCCCGAUGGUUACCCUGGUGAUCAACCAUCCUCUACAAAUAAAAAAUUCGCAUGUCAUAAAUGCGAUAAAACUUUCCCUCACCAAUCCUCCUCGGAUCCAAAAAUUAACAUGCAAGAAUGUACAAGGUGUAAGCAUGUUAGAUGUGAUAUGUGUAUGAUAGCUAUUCCCCGGAAAGUGGUACCGGAGCCUGAUCCAGAGGUGUUGAGGAGAGUGGAGGAGAAAUUGAGGGGAUUGAGUAUUAGACGACCGAUGACUGUGAAUGUGGUUGUUUGA
This is a messenger RNA of Botrytis deweyae, 1218 nucleotides long. RefSeq lists its product as uncharacterized. The record is from RefSeq and is a predicted model, not a curated record. The coding region runs from base 1 to 1218 and encodes 405 amino acids. NCBI's taxonomy places the organism in Eukaryota, Fungi, Ascomycota, Leotiomycetes, Helotiales, Sclerotiniaceae. The transcript is spliced from 3 exons.